AUUCAAAUAACAAGUAUAAUUGAAAGAACUGUUGCUGUUCAAUGAGUUUGCGUAAAAUAUUUCCACAUUUCGCACGGUCUUAUCAGGAUGCCUUAAAUGAAUUGAAUAAAUCUAUUAAAUCAUCAAAUCAUUAUUUAAUCUGUUCAAAUCAAAAGUUUCUAAGACAGCAAAGACAUGGGCUAUCUUCAAUAUAUUGUUAUGCUAUGGGAAUAGAAUGUUUUAUCCUUUAGGAUUGUCAUUUCAAUGAUUUACGUGUUAUACACGUUACAGGAUCUAAAGGAAAAGGUUCAGUGUGUUCAAUGAUUGAAAAUGUUUUACGCCAGUCUGGACUACGUACAGGUUUUUUAAGCUCUCCUCAUCUUGUAAAUAUCGAAGAAAGAAUACGAAUUAACGGAAAGCCUAUAUCUCGUGAUCAUUUUGCAAGUGUGUUUUGGAAUGUACAUGAUACACUUAAAGAAUUCACGAAAAAUUCACCUGAUACACCAGUACCAUCGUUUCUUCAUUAUAUUUUCGUAAUGGCAUGUAAAGCAUUUAUUGAUGAAAAAGUGGAUGUUGGCAUUUUUGAAGUUGGUAUUGGUGGGCGGUAUGAUCAUACGAAUGUAUUUAAGCAACCUUAUGUAACUGUUGUGACAAGUUUGACGCUAGAGCAUACUGAUAUUCUGGGUGAUACUCUUUCUGAGAUAGCAUGGAGAAAAGCUGGGAUUUUCAAGCACGGUUCCAGUGCAGUAAUUGGUCAUGACCAGUCGGAGGAGGCGAUGAAUGUAUUUGUCAAAGAAGCUGAACAAGUAGGAUGCCCGUUGUAUAUUGCUCCGAAAUUGGAUGAUUUGCUAACCGAUUGCAGUAUGAUCGAAUCAACUAGGACUGUGUUUAGCAAUACGAAAUUGACAGAUAGUCAAUUGAUAAAUCUUAGUGUCAGUUUGUCUGCUGUCAGUCUUUGGCUUGAAAAGGUAAACGGCAUUAAUGGUCCAUGCAAAAGUAUCGGUUUACAACCUACAUUGGUUUUGAAACCUGAUUCAACUAUGUUAAAAGAUGCUUUAUCUGCCCGUUGGCCAGGUCGUUGGCAAAUUGUAUUCAGAAAGAAUAUAACCUACUUCCUGGAUGGUGCGCAUACUGUGGAAAGUUUACAAUCUGCAAUUCACUGGUUUCAUAGUCAAAGUUUAACGAAGUAUAAUGUUGGACCUACUGUACGAAUUCUAAUUUUCACUGUAAUUGGACCGCGUGAUCCGAAAUCAUUUCUACAAUAUUUAUGGUCUUGCACACCUUCAUUCGACAUGAUCGUUUUUACUGAUCCUCAUGAUGGUCAAUUUGAUAUUCUUCCUAGCAAAGAAUCACAUGAUGAAUUAUGCUUUAAGAUUUGGUCUCAGUUAAAAUCGGAGUCGAACAGUACAGAAAAAGCGUCGUGUCAAACUGUCUUCAAACAUAUGAAAUCUAUAUCUGACUUCUUGAAUUGGCUUCAUCAAAAGGAAUAUUUCUCUAUCGAAGAUUUACAAUCGUAUUCACCUAAUCAAUUAAGCAUAUCAGAUAAUCUUGUUGAGGAUAAUAGUACUGCACCCUAUUGUCAUAUAUUUGUCACUGGUAGUUUGUAUAUGGUUGGUCGGAUAUUGAAGGAAAUAAAAGAACCUGUGUAAAAAUGUCUCAGUGAUUGUCUACAGUUCACUGAAAUUCAGAUUAAUGUAUAUUUAAUUUAACCUCGGAAUGUGUGUGUGUAACUAUUUUUUGGGCUUAUUCUCUUGCAUUAUUCAGCUUGAAAUAAAUCGGUGGAGUGUAACUAACUGUCCAAUAGCAUACCUACCUCACUUCAUUGAUAAUUUCAACACAACUCCUAUUUUUAUGAAGAAUGUUUCAAUUCUUGAGUCAUUUUAAUGUACAGUAUCUUUGUAAUAAUCUAUUGAAUAGAUCGUUUGAUUUGUAAACCUUAA
Trichobilharzia szidati is the source of this 1919-nucleotide messenger RNA. The record is from the annotation of a GenBank genome assembly. NCBI's taxonomy places the organism in Eukaryota, Metazoa, Platyhelminthes, Trematoda, Strigeidida, Schistosomatidae.